Molecule: messenger RNA, 3538 nt
Organism: Neolamprologus brichardi
Lineage: Eukaryota; Metazoa; Chordata; Actinopteri; Cichliformes; Cichlidae
Source: RefSeq, a predicted model, not a curated record
GAAACCUCAGGGCUUGAUGUUGUCUAGACAUGUAAGAGGUGUGCUUGUGUUGCGUUGCCAGAUAAUUAUGGGCUCACCGGAGUAAGCGCAUGCUGUUGGUUAAGAUAUAAAAACCCCUAUUAGACCCCAGCUGACAGCUUCCCAAGAACAUGCAGGAUCUACUGUUCUGACCAGCAGCGGCUCAACAAGUAGAGCACUGGACAGCUGACAGGGGUGUGAUUUUUAGGAAUGUUAUUUCCUUUUUUCUUUGUCCUGUUUAUUUAGCCAGAAGCUGUAAAAAGUGCUUAACCUUGAGGUUUCCCCGCUGCGAUUAAGGUUGUGGUCAAACUCCCUGACUGCGUUUGUGUGUGCAGCUGCAGUCUGGAUGUAAGAUUGGGUCAGCGCUUGAGUCGGUUACCCUGCUUUAGUGUGCGAUGUGUGGGUCCUCUAUCCCGCUGCGUCUGCUGCUCUGGAUCGUAGGAGCAGCUGUCUCUACAACGCAAGGUAAAGUUUUAGCUCCCGCUAAUCUGACCGCAGAGACAGGUCAUCCCUUACUGCUCGGCUGCAACAUCACUACGGAGCCAGGUGAUAUGGUCCACCAAGUGCGCUGGCUCAACAAGCACCACAAGCUCAUUCUGGCGUACGAACAGACGGUGUCGCCCCGCAUCAGUCACCAAGACCACAAUGUGCAGCUUACUGUCUCCCAUCACAAUGCUAGCUACAUAACCUUCACGAAAGUGCAGGCUGCUGACAGCGGCUGCUACCACUGCAUCUUUGAUGUUUACCCCAAGGGCACGCAACAAGGCUUGGCAUGCUUCAAUAUCAUCGGAAAAGUGCAUUUCGAUGGCAAUAAGACGGCCAUAAGUGGAAAGCCGACCACCCUUUCAUGCUGGUACAGCCUCCCUGGCAGGGUCCGACAGGUCUUGUGGAGGAAGACAGCCGAGCAGGGUGACACCACCACUGUUGGCUCCGUUGCUGAAGGCAACCAUUACAAAAUAGAGGAACAGUUCAAGGGUCAGCUCAGCCUUAGCCGAACCCUGGGACACACUGAGCUGACGAUAAAGGCUGUCCGAACGGUGGACGAGGCCUGCUACACCUGUGAGUUCCACACGUACCCAGAUGGCACCCGGGCCGCCACCACAUGCCUCUCUGUUUAUGUUUUACCCAAACCAGAGGUGAGCCAGGUGACCUCACCUUCAGGGAUCACUGAGGCCAACUGCACGGCCAAGUCCCGGCCUGCGGCGGAGAUCACAUGGAACGUCGGCAGUGACAACCGAACCCUAGGCCCACCAUUUUCGUCGGCCUACGAACAAGGCGACGGUACAACGGUAGUGACGAGCACACUACUCUUCCAGUCUGGGCUGUUCAGCGACCUGUCCAUCAAGUGCAUCGUGCACCACCCGGGUUUGAAUAAACCCCUGAUGAUGUCCCUCAACACAAACAUGGGUCCAGCCAUGCUUAUCCUCAUCUCUGUGUGCGGUGUGGCAGCGGUCCUCCUCUUGUGCUUGUGUGUGUGUCUCUGCAAGUGCUUCAUCUGUACGGAUGACUGAUUUGGAGUCUGGCGUCACCGCUGCUUUGAUGAAGGUCCAGUGAAGCUCUGAGCCUGACCUAGCUGCUCAGCACCGUGCCCUUCAGUUCAGUAUUCAGAGGAAGGAGGAAGGGAACAGAGCUGAGCCAACACUGGGCUGAGCUGAGAGGGUACUGCUAGUGUGGACACCAAUUUACUACAAAGUAAACAAAACUAAAACCACAUUAUUUAAUGCUAGUUAUUAUACUUACAGUAGAGCACUGGAGAUGAUUGUUGAUGAAACCCUUUUAUAUAAAAGAUAGCAAGGCUGAGAGAUGCAGAAGUAGAUGUGGCAAAAUGGAGCUCCAGUGGUGAGAUUAAACAGUGCUUCCUCUCUUAAGAAGUCGUUGUAGUGUCUGUACAUGUGUGUGUUUGUAUGUGUGUUUUAGUUAUUCUCUGAUGUCAGAAAAUGGUGUGAUAAGUUAUAUAUUUUUUCAAUUUUCAGUAGCUAUAUGAUUGCAUGGAGUGUCAUGUAAAUUUACAGUUGUGGUCAGAAGUUUACAAACACUCAUCGAGGGUAUGAAUGUCAUGGUUAUUUGAGGAUUUUUAAUGAUUUCUUUGAACUUUACUUUUUCCAGGGUGGAAUGAUUGUGCAAUAUAAAUCUUUAAUGACUUCAAAAAACAAGACUUGAGUGAACAAGUUUGAACUGAUUUUGGAUUUUCUUUAAUCCAAACAGGGUCCAAAUUACACAUAAAGCUUGAAACACCACACUAACAUUUGGUUAAGUGUUCUUUAGCAAGUUGCACUUUAGCCAGAUGUACUUGGUAGUCAUCAAGAAGCAAAAACCGCUCUUGUUGCCAAAAUUUGUAGACUUCAUUUAAGUUGGUUGGUUAGCUGACACAGACCUGGCUUUAAAGUUUUGUUCACAAAUUUUCAGUAUGGUUGAGGUUUAAGAAGACCAUUCCAACAGCUUCUUGUCAGCCCGUUUAUACCUUCCAAAACCAGUUUUGAUGUGUGUUUCAUUGUCCUGUUGGAGCACUCAGUUGUGUUGUCAGCCAACUAGAUGUUGAUUUGAGGUGAAGUUGCAGAAUUUGGAGGUAGUGAUUCUCAUUCAUUAUUACAUUUACUCUGUGGAAUGCCCCCAGUACCACUGGCUGCAAAACAGUCUCCAUGCCUUGUGUCAUUGUGGCUAGACAGCUCAAUCUUUGUCUCAUCUGACCAUGAAACUCUUCUCCAGAAGGCAUUUGUUCCGUGCGGCUGCUACAAAUUUUAGUCGAGCUUGAAGGUGUCAGUUUUGGAGCAGAGUUGGCAUCUCAGUCCAUGGUGAUGUAAAACUGGCCUCACUGUGGACAGUGUUGCUGGUGUUCCAGUAGUUUCCAGCUCAUGGCACGCUUGAGCCUUGAUGUUCCUGAACAUCCUAAGCAAAUUCCUCAAAUCUGAUGGUGACACUUUUGGUCUUUUUCCAGAUCUUGGCAAAGUGGUGAUGCAUCUGAAUACCUUGUACUUACUUGUUUGAACAGUCUGCAGUUGUUUAAAAAUGGCUUCAAGAGACCUUCCCAACUUGUAGAUAUCUACAAUUCUCCUACUUAGAACUUCUCAAUUUUUACAAUAUUGGUAAAUCCAAUGAGUGCUGAAAAAACAAAUCCUUUUUUUGCUAGCAAUUGAAAUGACCAGUUGUAGUCAAUUAUGAUGACUAGUGAGACGUUAACAGGCUUUGCUCUUGUCAAGUUAAAGACAAUGUAAAACCUUUAGCGCCACUUAUUCAAAGAUUUAAAUAAGGAAAUGUAUGUAUGUGAGUCUGUAUGCAUGUUUGAGCCUGUGUGGAUUAGAGAAAAUCCAAGAUAAGUUCAAACUUAUGGAAUCCUGUACAAUCAUUCUGCCCUGGAAAAAGAACAGUUCAAAGAAAUCAUUGGAAGCCCAAAAUUACUAUGACAUUCAUGUCAUUCAUGAGUGUUUGUAAACAUCUGACCACAACUGUAACUACAUUUUUUCUAUCAUGUUUGGAAUUGUGAUAAUAUAGUAGAUAAUAACAUGUUGUUAUAUAUAUAUAU